Corapipo altera (White-ruffed manakin) is the source of this 3299-nucleotide messenger RNA. It is a transcript of the gene DNMT3A, whose product is annotated as DNA methyltransferase 3 alpha. Gene Ontology annotation, molecular function: DNA (cytosine-5-)-methyltransferase activity. The transcript has 23 exons. The record is from RefSeq and is a predicted model, not a curated record. NCBI's taxonomy places the organism in Eukaryota, Metazoa, Chordata, Aves, Passeriformes, Pipridae. Gene Ontology annotation, biological process: negative regulation of DNA-templated transcription. The coding region runs from base 227 to 3013 and encodes 928 amino acids. Gene Ontology annotation, cellular component: nucleus; cytoplasm.
GGGGAUGCCGCGGAGGAAGGUCCCGGCGGCCUAAAGGCGAGGGCACGGUGCGAACCCCCCGUCCCGUCGCGAUCCGUCCCGUCCCGCCCCGCCGCGGCGGGCGAGCGCAGCCGGGGGCAGGAGGAUCCAGGCAGGCGGCAGGGGACGGCUCCAGGACCCCUCCUCGGCGCAGCGGGGUCCGCUCUGGUGCUGAAGAGGCGGCGGCCGCCCGCCCCGGUGCCCCACCAUGCCGUCCAGCGGGACCCUCGACGCCGGCAGCCCCAGCCGGGAGGCGCUGGACACGCACAAGGGGGAAGAGGAGCCCGAGGAGAACCCGAGCAAGGAGGAGAAGCAGGAGCCGGGGACGCCCAUGAGGAAAGCGGGGCGGCCCGGGCGGAAGCGCAAGAAUGCCCAGGUGGAAAGCAGUGACACCCCCAAAGACACAGCGGCCGUCCCCAAGUGCCCCCCGGCCUGCCCGGAGGCCAGUCCCGCCGAGCCGCUGCCCAACGGGGACGUGGAGGGGGACGCGGAGGAGGGCGGCGCGAGCCCCAAGGGCGGCCGGCCCGAGGAGGACGACACGGAGAGCAUUCCCGACGGAGAGACCGGCCGGGCGCUGGAGAACGGCCGCUGCACCCCCAAGGAGGGCCUGGACGCCCCGGCCGAUGAGGGUGAGCUGGCCCCUUCCGACCCCCAGAAGAAACGCGGGAGGAGGAAACUCCUGGAGGCCACAGAGAAAAGCAAGGACGAGAAGGAGGAAAACAACUUCGACACCCUGAAAAUGGAGGGCUCUCGUGGGCGGCUCCGGGGGGGCCUGGGCUGGGAGUCGAGCCUGCGGCAGCGGCCCAUGCAGCGACACACCUUCCAGGCCGGGGAUCCCUACUACAUCAGCAAGAGGAAGCGGGACGAGUGGCUGGCACGCUGGAAGCGGGAGGCGGAGAAGAAGGCGAAGGUGAUCGCCGUGAUGAACGUGGUGGAGGAGCCGGCGCGGGCCGAGGCGCAGAAGGAGGAGGAGGCGAGCCCCCCGCCCGCCCCCCAGCAGCCCACCGACCCCGCCUCGCCCAGCGUGGCCACCACCCCCGAGCCCGCGGUGGCCGACGCGGGCGACAAGAACACCUCCAAAUCCGCCGACGACGAGCCCGAGUACGAGGACGGGCGCGGGUUCGGCAUCGGGGAGCUGGUGUGGGGGAAGCUGCGCGGGUUCUCCUGGUGGCCCGGGCGCAUCGUGUCCUGGUGGAUGACGGGCCGGAGCCGCGCGGCCGAGGGCACCCGCUGGGUCAUGUGGUUCGGGGACGGCAAGUUCUCGGUGGUGUGUGUGGAGAAGCUGCUCCCCCUGAGCUCCUUCGCCAGCGCCUUCCACCAGGCCACCUACAACAAACAGCCCAUGUACCGCAAGGCCAUCUACGAGGUGCUGCAGGUGGCCAGCAGCCGGGCUGGGAAGAUCUUCCCUGCGUGCCCCGAGAACGACGAGACGGACACGUCCAAGGUGGUGGAGAUCCAGAACAAGCAGAUGAUCGAGUGGGCCCUGGGCGGCUUCCAGCCCUCGGGCCCCAAGGGGCUGGAGCCCCCCGAAGAGGAGCGGAACCCCUACAAAGAAGUUUACACGGAGAUGUGGGUCGAGCCUGAGGCCGCCGCCUACGCCCCGCCCCCGCCCGCCAAAAAACCCCGCAAAAGCACAACCCAGGAGAAGCCCAAGGUGAAGGAGAUCAUCGACGAGCGCACACGAGAGCGGUUGGUGUACGAGGUCCGGCAGAAGUGCAGGAACAUCGAAGACAUCUGCAUCUCCUGUGGGAGCCUCAACGUGACCCUGGAGCACCCUCUGUUCAUCGGGGGGAUGUGCCAAAACUGCAAGAACUGCUUCCUGGAGUGCGCGUACCAGUAUGACGACGACGGGUACCAGUCCUACUGCACCAUCUGCUGCGGCGGCCGCGAGGUCCUCAUGUGUGGGAACAACAACUGCUGCAGGUGCUUCUGCGUGGAGUGCGUGGACCUGCUGGUGGGCCCGGGGGCGGCGCAGGCGGCCAUCAAGGAGGACCCCUGGAACUGCUACAUGUGCGGCCACAAGGGCGUGUACGGGCUGCUGCGGCGGCGGGAGGACUGGCCCUCGCGCCUCCAGAUGUUCUUCGCCAACAACCACGACCAGGAGUUUGACCCACCGAAGGUGUACCCGCCCGUGCCGGCCGAGAAGAGGAAGCCCAUCCGGGUGCUCUCGCUCUUCGACGGCAUCGCCACAGGGCUGCUGGUGCUGAAGGACCUGGGCAUCCAGGUGGACAGGUACAUCGCCUCCGAGGUGUGCGAGGACUCCAUCACCGUGGGCAUGGUGAGGCACCAGGGCAAGAUCAUGUACGUCGGGGACGUCCGCAACGUCACCCAGAAACACAUACAGGAGUGGGGCCCCUUCGACCUGGUGAUCGGGGGGAGCCCCUGCAACGACCUCUCCAUCGUCAACCCGGCCAGGAAGGGGCUCUAUGAGGGCACUGGGCGCCUCUUCUUCGAGUUCUACCGCCUGCUCCACGAAGCCCGGCCCAAGGAGGGCGACGACCGGCCCUUCUUCUGGCUCUUCGAGAACGUGGUGGCCAUGGGGGUGAGCGACAAGAGGGACAUCUCGCGCUUCCUGGAGUCCAACCCUGUCAUGAUUGAUGCCAAAGAAGUGUCUGCAGCGCACCGGGCACGGUACUUCUGGGGGAACCUGCCCGGGAUGAACAGGCCACUCGCCUCCACCGUCAACGAUAAGCUGGAGCUGCAGGAGUGCCUGGAGCACGGCAGGAUAGCAAAGUUCAGCAAAGUGCGAACCAUCACCACUCGCUCCAACUCCAUCAAGCAGGGCAAGGACCAGCACUUCCCCGUGUUCAUGAACGAGAAGGAGGACAUCCUGUGGUGCACGGAGAUGGAGAGGGUCUUCGGCUUCCCGGUGCACUACACGGACGUGUCCAACAUGAGCCGCCUGGCCCGGCAGAGACUGCUCGGCAGGUCCUGGAGCGUGCCGGUGAUCCGCCACCUCUUCGCGCCCCUGAAGGAAUACUUUGCCUGCGUUUAGAGACGGGCAGGAACUGGUGACACACACGGAGCGAGUCGGAAACAAACCCAUCCACGCCAAGAGAAGUGAACACACGGAAUGAGAGAAGAGUCAGCACCCAGAAGAGAGACGGGAUUUCGCAGCCCGACGGGAACCCAGCACACGUCUCCCCGAGCGAAAGGGGUCGGUGUCCUCUCCUGAAUUUCCAAGGGUCAGCUUUAGCCUAUUGAAAAACAAAACAAAAAACCACAAAAAAAAAAAAGGAAAAAAAAAAAAAAGAAGAAGAAGAAGAAAAAAGAAAAGAAAC